Molecule: messenger RNA, 670 nt
Organism: Telopea speciosissima
Lineage: Eukaryota; Viridiplantae; Streptophyta; Magnoliopsida; Proteales; Proteaceae
Product: dirigent protein 22-like
Exons: 1
Coding region: 27-611 (194 amino acids)
Source: RefSeq, a predicted model, not a curated record
AAGAUCCAUAAAUCUUUGUUUCCCAAAUGGCUACAAAACUGCCCAUAUCUACUUUCUCAUUCGUUUUGUUAGCCAUCUUCUCCUUCUCAACCGUCGCCGUCGACGGCGAGUCUCAGAGCUUCUCUAGAACUCUGUCGUUGGGGGUCAAGCGGCUUAAGCGUGAGAAGAUAAGCUACCUUCACUUCUACUUCCAUGACAUUGUUAGUGGUCGUAACCCAACUGCCAUUAAUGUUGCUGAAGCAGCAUCUACAAAGACAUCACCAACAGCGUUUGGAAUGAUGAGAAUGAUCGACGAUCCAUUAACGGAGAGACCAGAGAAUACAUCUAAAAUCGUGGGAAGAGCUCAAGGGAUCUAUGCAUCUGCUUCACAGAGUGAGUUUGGUUUCUUAAUGACACUUAAUUAUGCUUUCAUGGAAGGGAAGUAUAAUGGAAGCACACUAAGCAUCCUUGGAAGAAACACAGUUAUGUCGGAAGUUAGAGAGAUGCCGGUGGUCGGAGGGAGUGGACUUUUCCGGUUCGCCCGGGGUUAUGCUCUUGCCAAGACUCACUGGUUGGACAUCACAACUGGUGAUGCUGUGGUUGAGUAUAAUGUUUAUGUCAUCCAUUACUGAUCCAUGUUGCUUAAUUAAUUUCUCCUUUUACAAUUGUUGGGAAUUUAGCUCUUGUCUAU